Molecule: messenger RNA, 2784 nt
Organism: Neurospora tetraspora
Lineage: Eukaryota; Fungi; Ascomycota; Sordariomycetes; Sordariales; Sordariaceae
Exons: 4
Coding region: 19-2784 (921 amino acids)
Source: RefSeq, a predicted model, not a curated record
CCGCGCAACACUCUCACAAUGCAACAGCAUCCGCAGCAAUUCCAGCACGGCCAAUCGCGCCAGCAAGGUCAAGUCCCUCAGCAGCAAUUUGGAGGUCCUCAACCUCAGAAUCUGUUCAUGCAGCCUGGCAACUACCAGAUGCCUUCGCCAAUCCAUCACCAGCAGGCCCCGCAUCGCGGACAGCGUCGGGUUUUUGCGCAAUCCUUCCAGGAGAGCGAUCUCCCUCAGCAGUACUUCGGACAGUCGCAGUCUCCUCAGCAGCAUGCCCAAGUCUUCCAGCAUCCCCAGCAGGCUAUGUAUCCCCAAGAGGCGCAACAGAACUGGCAGCAGGGCGCCACUCAGCCUGGCGAGAAUGCCAUGGGAACUUCAAACACCCCGCUGAGCGACUUGAACCUCGAGAACUUUGAGAUUGACCAAUCUUUGAUGUUGGCUGCCAAUGACGGCUUCGGCCUCGACAACUUUGGCCAUCUCCAGGGUCAGCAGCAGCAGCAGAACGUCAUCUCUCAGAAUGCAUUCACCUGGCCAACUGAGAACUUCGUCCAUGAUCAGGCGUCGCAGGUUGCCAAUCAUAGCCGUAACAAUUCGUCAGUGUCUUUGACUCCGCCUGCCAACAAUUCGUAUGGUCUUUUCAACACCACUCCUGCCGCGGCUUCGCACAACUCCUUCAGCAACACUCCCGCGGACAACUCGCACAACUCCUUCAGCAACACUCCCGCGGACAACUCGCACAACUCUUUCACCAACAAUCCCACCGAGAACUUCAACUCUUUCAACAACUCUCCCGCUGGCAAUUCACCCAACACUUUCAACAACUCUCCUGCCCAGAACUUCUCAGCUGGCUGGGGAGUCGAAGUCGGCAACAACAGCUUCGGUGACUUGUCGGCAUCUUUCUCUCCUGCGAGCGAGAAUCAUCAGAACUUCGUUGAUCUCACGGGCGACAACGUUUCCUUUGGUCAAGGAUCGCAAGUUGCCAACUAUGGCCAGAUCGACCCCUUCGCAUCAUUUGCCUCGCCGGCUGAGAAUUCCCAGCAGCAGGCUUUCAACACCGCACCAGAGAGCCAACACAAUGCUCACGAACAUCAAGCCUUUGCCAACGCAGCGGGUGCCCAAUCUUUCCAGCAGUCCGGCUCUCCUCAUAUCCCCAACACCCCAUCACCUUCUCAACAGUCUCCCGCUCCCACGCCCAAGAAGUCGGCCAAGAAAAGGGCAUCUUUGCCAAAGAGCCCUGCCGCAAAGCGCCCUGCGAAGAGAGCUAGAAAGAACAAGGCUCCCGCCAACAACGAGCAGCUUGCUGACUCUGUGGCUGUCGACAAUGGUCACCUGCUGGAAGACGAAGCUGCCACCGCCGAUGUCGACACCAAUGAGUAUCUCUUGGGAGCUGAGCUCAAUCCCCAGGAGUAUGUGUAUAACCUCGAUGCCCCCCUCCGCACUUUUAGCGAUUCGAUCCCCCGGAAUGUCCCUGUAAACGGAAAUGCGCCUGCUCCUGCCACCAAUGCGAUCUCCCAAGAUGUUCCCGUAGACGGAAAUGCGCCUCCUCCUGCUAACAAUUCCAUCGAGAACGACCCUUUUGUUGCGCCUCCUCCUGCCAGCAAUGGCAUCGAGAACGACCCUCUUGUCAUAUUCCUCAAUGAGGAAAAUGCGAGACUCAAUGCCAUGAAACAAGCCAACCAGGCUCAACUGAACAACGUGGCGAACAUUGAGCCCAACAGCCCUCCCAAAAAGCGUAAGCGCGGCAACUCGACUCGCACGCCAAACGUCGGCGAUGCCCCCGCCAAGAAGAGAAAAGUGCCGAAGAAGGCCAAGGCCAAGGGCAGAUUGUCCAAGUCGGCUUCCUCGGCCAAGUUCGGUCUCGGCAAAGGCGCGGGCACCGGUCUCAACUCCCCUAGGACCAUGUACGUUUUUGAGGAUCGCGCCUUCUACCUGAUUCCUGCCCAGAUCAUGCCUGAUUUCCUCGAGUUUGUUUCGACGCCCAGAGAGAUUCCAGUCCCGCAGCAGUCCUUCGACGCGCAGCAGUUUUCCAUUGAGCAACAACAACAACAGUCUUUCGCUCAGCAACAGCCCGCUCCUGUUCAGCAACAAGAUCCCUUCCAACAGCAGGCCGCCAUUGAGCAGCCAGCUCCAGUUCAAGAGCAGUUUGAGCCUGCCUACGACAUCGAUGGACGACUCCUCACCCUGCUCGAAGACGACGAAGUCAACGAGCAAAACAACGAUGACGACCCUUACGCCCCGGCUCCCCGCCGCCCUGUUCCCCUCAGUGAAGCCGCCAUCGCCUUUGGCCUCACUAGCCUCUCGACCGAGCAUAGCCCGUCGUCCUCUCUCAACCCAUCGCCUUCUGUUCACACCCCACCAGCCGCCUCUUUUCCCCCUGGCCCCGCCCAGCCUUCAUUUGCCUCAUCGCCUGCGGCCAGCAGCAGCAAUGGCACCAAUACCGGCAAUGCCAGCAGCGACAUCGUCAUCAAUCCCAUCCCCGAAUCCAGCCCUCGUUUCAUUCCUAACAACCGUGAGAUCAUCGCGCGAUUCAAUUUGACCCCGACAGGCAGCGGCACUGAGCGCGACGCUAGCCACCUGGAGUACUUCAUCAACCUGGUUCACAGCAGUGGCCUGUUCGCCUGCGGCCACCACGACGAGAUCCCCGGCGGUUUCCGCUGGGAGAGUUGGAAGACUGCUGAGGAGAACUUGUUGGCGCUGCGUCCGUUCUUUGGUACUUUGACCACCAAGGCUUGGUUCGACCAGUGGAAGAAGGGUGAGAAUCCGGUCCAGUUGGCCGAGAUGGAGGAUGAGUAG